CUUUUACUGCACAAUUCAGAGUUACGGCUUGAAUUGAAUGAAUAAAAAACUUGGAUGUAAGUAAGAUCAAGAACCUAGAAAUACAUGAACUCGCAUGAAUAUUAAUAAAUAAAUAAAGGAUCCUAAGUUUACACUUUAAUGUUACACAAACCAUCUGCCCUCUCUCCAUCAGAUAACAACCAAGAGUUUUAACUACCUUGAGAUCCGAGCACUCAUUAAACUAACUAGUACUCCUACCAAAGGAAGCAGCACCCCUCCCCUCACCAAACCACCCUUAGCCUUUGUUCUCUCUCCUUCUUCGGACAUCAAUGGCAGACUUUGAGCCAACACAUCAUCAAACUCACCACCACCAAACAAUCCCAAAAGAAACUGCUCUCCAAGCAUUAAACACUAUAAUCCAACUUCACUUCGAGAAAACCCUGGAAAAGAAAAGAGCUAUAGACCUCCAAAAGAAGGAGCUCCACAAACUUUUCCAGCUCUUCUUCAUCUUCCUAGCCCUUGUCUUCAUGGCUCAGGCUCAGUCUACUCGUCUCCAGUGCCGCCACUGCUGGGCUCCCAUCACUCUGCUUUCCCUGUCUCAUCUUAUUUUCUAUGUUUCCGUGGCUCAGACCUUGAGGUUCAUAAAUGGGUUCAAGUACCAGAGGAGGUGCCACAAGCUGACUCUUGGGCUGGCUACUGAGAAGCUGAGAGAAAUGAAGUCGAGGAUUAACAAUGGUGAGUUUGUUGAUGGGUUUGGAGAAGAGGGUGAGUUUGAGAUUCAUUACCAGGAGCCUCCUGAGAGUUACUUUGCAAAGUUCAAGAGGAACUGGGCAUUGCAUUUUGGUUUCUUGAUCCUGAUCUACGCCUUCACGGUUUCUUCUUCUGUUGUGAUGCUUUGUUUUUAGGUGUUGGGUCAUUACUGAUCAGGGUCUUUGUUUUGAAUUACAUUUUUAGUGUUUUUUCUUCAACUUUUUUUAACGGGCAGGAAUGUCACUGAUAAGAACAAUUGAUUGCUUUAUGUGUAUAUCUUGGAUUCUUGAGGCUCCAUAUUAAAUUGGAAAAAUUGAAAAUGAUGUGUAUUAUUCUUGCUUUUGAUGUUAUUUUUUCUUUAUGCAGUUUACAUUUUCAUUUUUCCUUUUCAGUUCCAGCUACUGUAGUAGUAUUAUCAUUUUUCAUGGGUUGUAAACUGAUUUAUGCUUUUGAUAAAAAGCUUAAUUCUUAAUGAUGAAGGUAGGGUCUGCUUUUUAUGGCUAGUUUUUGAAUAUACUAUAUAUAAUAUAUAUAUUUCGAAUUCUUGGUUUCUAGCAUUCCUUUGGGGUGUGGAA
Molecule: messenger RNA, 1304 nt
Organism: Durio zibethinus
Lineage: Eukaryota; Viridiplantae; Streptophyta; Magnoliopsida; Malvales; Malvaceae
Source: RefSeq, a predicted model, not a curated record